This is a messenger RNA of Carassius auratus (goldfish), 783 nucleotides long. RefSeq names its product DNA helicase MCM9-like. NCBI's taxonomy places the organism in Eukaryota, Metazoa, Chordata, Actinopteri, Cypriniformes, Cyprinidae. Gene Ontology annotation, cellular component: nucleus; MCM complex. The record is from RefSeq and is a predicted model, not a curated record. Gene Ontology annotation, molecular function: single-stranded DNA helicase activity; single-stranded DNA binding; ATP binding. Gene Ontology annotation, biological process: double-strand break repair via homologous recombination.
AUGCUCAUCAUCCUGGAGGACGAUCUUGUGGACAGCUGCAAAUCAGGCGAUGACAUCACAGUGUAUGGAGUUGUGUGUCAGCGCUGGAAGCCGAUGUUUCUGGAUUGACGCUGUGAUGUGGCGAUUGUGCUGACAAACUAUGUCAAGGUCAAUAAUGAGCAAUCCACCACAACACUGGUGCUAGAAGACAUUCAGAAGGAGUUUGAAGAUUUCUGGGACGGUCACCACCAACAUGACCCCAUUGCUGGCAGGAAUGAGAUCUUGAUGAGUCUUUGCCCUCAGGUGUUCGGCAUGUACGUUGUCAAGCUGGCUGUUGCUAUGGUUUUGGCAGGUGGGGUACAGAGAAUAGAUGCGUCUGGAACCAAGGUGAGAGGAGAGUCUCAUCUGUUGCUCCUGGGCGAUCCAGGCACUGGGAAGUCACAGUUUUUGGAGUACGCGGCCAAAAUUACACCACGCUCUGUGCUCACCGCCGGAAUCAGAUCUACUAAUGCAGGUCUGACAGUGGCGGCGGUCAAGGACUCUGGAGAGUGGCACCUGGAGGCUGGAGCCCUCCUUCUCUCUGAUGGAGGCCUGUGCUGCAUCUAUGAAUUCAACCGCAUCAGAGAACAUGAGUGCACUAGCAUCCACGAGGACAUGGAGCAACAACCCAUCAGAGUGGCCAAAACUGGAUCCCUCUCACAGCGUGCCAACAUCCCGAUGCGUAACGAGACUGUUGUUACAGAGAAAAACACAUCAGCAUAUCCAGCAGGUUAUACGACACUAGAUCAGAGGAAGCGACCAUGA